Messenger RNA from Glarea lozoyensis ATCC 20868, 2073 nucleotides. RefSeq names its product MFS general substrate transporter. Gene Ontology annotation, biological process: phosphate ion transport; transmembrane transport. The record is from RefSeq and is a predicted model, not a curated record. Bases 1 to 2073 code for a protein of 690 amino acids. Gene Ontology annotation, cellular component: membrane. Gene Ontology annotation, molecular function: phosphate transmembrane transporter activity. The transcript has 4 exons. NCBI's taxonomy places the organism in Eukaryota, Fungi, Ascomycota, Leotiomycetes, Helotiales, Helotiaceae.
AUGAAUGGCUAUCUUCCAGAGCCGGCCCUCUCGCGCAACGUUCCACGCACUGAAGGAGGAAACGGUGCUUUUCACAAUUUUCACAAUGAUUAUUCCCACAUCAGUGAUCCUAACCUUCGGCGAAGAUUGGCGCUUGCUGAGAUAGACAAGGUACCCUUUGGAUGGUAUCAUGUACGAGCAGUAAUGGUCGCAGGUAUCGGCUUUUUCACCGAUUCUUACAAUAUAUUCGCUAUCAAUUUAGUCACGUCGCUGUUAGGGAUCGUCUUCUGGCAAGGUGAACCGAUACCUGGAUCCAACGCAGGAGGAAACCAUGGAGUGCUGCCACAGGCAGUUAGUACGGCACUGAAGGCUGCCACGUCUGGAGGAGCAGUAAUUGGGCAAUUGGGAUUCGGCUGGCUGGCUGAUGUAGUUGGCAGACGGAAAAUGUACGGAGUGGAGUUGGGAAUAAUCAUCAUUGCAACAUUCGCCCAGGCAUUAGCUGCACCCAGUUAUGCGGUUACUAUGACAGGACUGAUGAUCUUCUGGAGAGUUCUUAUGGGGAUUGGGAUUGGAGGAGAUUAUCCUCUAUCUGCGGUCAUCACAUCAGAGUUUGCACCCACACGAUGGCGCGGUGCCAUGAUGGCAGCUGUCUUUUCCAUGCAAGGAACCGGACAAUUUGCCGCUGCUGUCGUAGCUCUGAUUACAACUAUCUCAUUUAAAGGCGCCCUUGAGGACACCACAAGUUCAUUCGAUAGCUGCCAUGACGCCUGCCAAAAAGCUGGAGAUAGAGCAUGGCGUAUCAUCAUUGGAUUCGGAGCGGUACCAGCUGUCUUUGCAAUGUAUUGGCGUCUCACCAUUCCCGAGACACCAAGAUACACUUUUGAUGUUGCACACGAUAUUGAGAAAGCACAUGCUGAUAUCAAGGCAUACAUGAACAACGAGGCUGAGGGGGUUGUUGAUCCGAUCCUCCAGGAAAAGACAAAAUUGAGACAAGGCAGAAACCUCAGAGCUCCUAAAGCGUCGUGGAGGGAUGCCUUUGACUAUUUUUCACAGUGGAAAAAUUUCAAGGUUUUGUUCGGGACUACGGCCUCGUGGUUUCUACUAGACCUUGCAUUUUACGGCCUAGGUCUCAACAACAGCAUAAUUCUCAACGCAAUCGGCUACUCUCAUGGUGACACAAUUUAUCAAACCCUUAUAAACAACGCCCUGGGUAGUCUCAUCCUCGUCUGCGCCGGUGCCAUCCCCGGAUACUGGCUCACAGUCUUCACAAUCGACACCAUCGGCCGCAAACCUAUCCAAAUAAUCGGAUUCGCUAUCCUCACCAUUCUUUUUUGCAUCAUCGGAUUUGCAUACAAAUCCCUCUCCUCCGGCGCCCUCCUCGCCCUCUACAUUCUCGCCCAACUAUUCUUCAACUUCGGCCCCAACACUACCACCUUCAUCAUUCCAGGCGAAUGCUUCCCAACCCGCUACCGCUCCACAGGCCACGGUCUCUCAGCCGCAAUGGGCAAAAUCGGUGCCGUAAUCGCACAAGUCAUAGCUCAACCGCUCAUGUCCAAAGGCGCACCUCCACAUUGUCGAGGCACGGAAUGCCAGCCCUGGCUCAACCACCUCAUGCAAAUCUUCGCCUUCUUCAUGUUCUGCGGCACGCUCGUCUCCUUCCUGCUCCCCGAGACCAAAGGCCGUACGCUCGAAGAAUUAGCGGGAGAAGGCGAGGAAGACGAGGGACCGAAACCCAGCUGGCGGAGUCGAAUUCGCAUCUUUGGAGGUGGCAAACCAGCUGGGUUCGAGACUAUGAAGUCGCCUAAUUUAUUACCGCGCAGUCCUGGGUUGAGGGGGAAGCAGAUGAGAGUCGGGAUCAUGGGUAGUCCUGAACUCCUGCCGAAAGCGGGGAUGAAGGGGAAGAAGAGGAAGGGGAAUUCGUUUGAGAGUGUCAAUGAGGGGUAUACUGGGAGUGUGAGUAGUGCUGGGAGGACGGUGAGGGAGGAGGAGGAGUUUAGGAGUGGCGGGGUACUGCCGGGGUGGAGUGCUGGGUGGGGGUUCAGGGCGAUGGGAGGGGUGGGAAUGGGAAUGGGAGGGUGGAGAGUAUUAUGUUGA